AUGCAAGAUGUUCAUAUAGAGGAGAAAGACGUUAAGCCGCUCUGUUGGAACCUUGCUUUCAUGGUCAUUUCUACCAGCUUGAAGCCCGCCUUACGCCCAACACCGGUCAUGCUGGAGCCAUCCAUUGCGCCAACCUCCGCCAACAUGGCCAGUGGUAUUGGUGAAGCACAAAAAGCUCAGGGCGAUACGAGCACCGAGGAGGAUGUUCAAUGCCGCAGGUGGACAGGCUGGAGGUUGGUGUACACGCAAGAGGAUCAAGCAAAAUAUUUGCAUAAGGGCGACCAGGCGGGCGAAAUCCCUGAAAAGUCCAAGCCCUAA
Molecule: messenger RNA, 318 nt
Organism: Letharia columbiana
Lineage: Eukaryota; Fungi; Ascomycota; Lecanoromycetes; Lecanorales; Parmeliaceae
Exons: 1
Coding region: 1-318 (105 amino acids)
Source: RefSeq, a predicted model, not a curated record